Messenger RNA from Spodoptera frugiperda (fall armyworm), 1965 nucleotides. RefSeq names its product integrator complex subunit 14 (gene IntS14). Gene Ontology annotation, biological process: snRNA 3'-end processing. Gene Ontology annotation, cellular component: integrator complex. The coding region runs from base 119 to 1666 and encodes 515 amino acids. NCBI's taxonomy places the organism in Eukaryota, Metazoa, Arthropoda, Insecta, Lepidoptera, Noctuidae. The record is from RefSeq and is a predicted model, not a curated record. The transcript is spliced from 10 exons.
AACUUGUCACUGUCAAGUGUCAACGUUGGUUUGGUAAACGCUGUUGAAUGGUUCGAAAACAAAUUAUGUACUAUUACUUUUUUGUUUUGUGUUAAUAGUAAGAUUUUAGUCGAACAAAAUGCCUACGGUUAUAUUAAUGGACGUUUCACUAUCAAUGUCGCGGCCUGUCCCGACUUCCGACACAACAGAGACACACACCCGGCACACGAUAGCUACUGCAGCCGUGAACACAUUUUUGGACUAUUUAACUAUUCACGCUAAACUAGAAUAUGUUGCCCUGGUCUCAUUCUCAUCCGUUUACGAAGUGGCUGUUCCCUUUACUAGGGACUUUGACAGCAUACGCAGCAAGCUGUUGUCAUUAGAGGAAGGAGACAAAACCUGCAUAGAUACUGCUCUGCUUGGUGUAAACCAGCUGGUGCUCAAUGAGUGGGGAGGAUGUCAAACACCUGUGCAAAUAAUAUUGAUAACAGAUGGAAGCAGUGGUGUAGGUGCUAUAGGCAGGAACCGGAUGGUGCAAGCUCUGCCUUUGCCUCCCUCUUAUCCGGCGAAAAUACAUAUACUACCCAUUGUGUCCCCUCAUGACCCUUGUCUACAACAUGCGAUGCCACUUUACCAGAAAAUAGUGGAUCUAGCAAACAACACAACCAGUAACUCCAAUGGCAAUAUGUCACGUGGAACUAUCUACUGCCCUGACCAGCUUUCUGUGCCUGGGGUAAUAACAGCAAUGACAAGACUAUGUGAACAGCACUAUCAGGAGUUCUGGUGCACUCUGAAGUGUGGCCAGCUAGAGGCGCGCGUGCAAUUGUUCCCCGCGCCACAAACUAUUACACUCGAAGAGUUAGCUGCUACCUACACGCUCGCUAAUCAAAUACACGUCAUUGGGUUUCUGCAACAGCAGGAACUUAGUACCCCAAUAGCAUUAAGUAAGCACUUGGUAAUACCACAAGCUCAACCAGGAACCACUCCAGCACCAAGAGAAAAUUAUGGCUCCAAAACUCCUACUAAGGAAGGAUCUAGUACCGACGGUUCUGCGACAGAGGAAGACAUGUCAGAUCCUAGUAAAGUUCCCAAUUUUUGUGUUCUUCUACAUGGAGCUCUCAAGGUGGAAGGUAUGGCCGCAGUAGUGUUGCUUGGCGCGGACUGGUGGGGAACACUCACAGCUUCGUGCGAAGCGUCACGUGGUCGUCGCUCGUGCUUGUUGCUCAGCGUCAUGAGGCCGGGAGCGUCGGCCGCUCCUUGGCUCGGCGCCCUCGACCAACUCGGACCUGCGGAGGAAGGCACUACUUCAACGGAAACAUUCCCCAUAAGGUCGUGGCGUUCGUAUAGUAGUGGAGGAUCUGCGUGCGCGUGGGCACGUCCACACGCACUACUUGCUGACGUACAAAAAGUCCUUCGACAUGCAAGGAAACUCCCAGAUAAGACACAACACCUUUUCAAGGAAUUGAACAGACUCCGUCGGGCAGCCAUUUCCCUCGGCUUCUCCGAACUACUGACUGCGAUUGGAAACGCGUUGGAGCGUGAAUGUACGGCUUUACCACCUACAGCGCCCUCUGAGUGCGCGUUACAACUCGCUCAUGCAGCCAACGCCCUACGCGACCCGAGAACGGCCUUAGAUAUAAAACAUACGCUGACUCCAUUAGGCCACGGGACUCCAAUGGCACAUUAAUUUUACUUUCUUUCUAUUAAUUAAGCAAAUGUUUUUUUUUCUGAAUUAGACUUUUUUCAACAACCAAAAUCCGAUUGUACUUCUUACAUACAGUAUGGUAUUUAAAAAUAAGUAUUUAAAAUUCAUUAUAAUGAUAGGAUUGGACUACAGAUUUUUUGUCUUGAAAAGAAUAUAAACAAUUUAACUGAAUUGCGUAUGAAGGCUGGUGUCUAAAUAACAUUUCAAGCAGAAUAGUUUAAGUAGGUUUAAUUUGAAUAACUUUAGUGUACAUAAUUAAUUAAUAAAAAGUAUCAAAAAUA